AUGCUGCCUCUAAUGGGGGGUUUUCUCUAUGUAAGGUUUGCCGGGGGGAAGUUGAAUGUUUGCCACAAUGCGGUGGAUCGCCAUGUCGAGAGCGGACGAGGAGAUCAACCGGCCAUCAUUUAUGACAGCCCAGUGACUGGAACUAAGCAGACCAUCACUUUUAGAGAACUACAGGAACAGCCCAAGAUGAUAGUGACGGCCUCCUUUGGCAUUGAGCCUGGCAGGAGAGUGGAGUACAUUCCCCUGGUGGAGAAAGCCCUGGAGCUCAGCUCUCACAGUCCCUCCAAGGUCCUCAUCGACAACCGGCCCGGCAUGGAGAAGGUGGCCAUGCACCCUGACCUCAGUCUGGACUGGGAGGAGGAGAUGUCCACUGCACGUCCUCAUGACUGUGUGUCUCUCUCUGCCAGCCAUCCUCUAUACGUCCUCUAUACGUCUGGGACCACCGGAGCUCCUAAGGGCGUUGUCAGGGAUACUGCUGGGUACGCUGUGAUGUUGACGUGGACCAUGGCAAACGUUUAUGGCCUCAAGCCUGGUGAAGGUAAGCCUGUUGGGACACCGCGCCCACUGCCAUCCGAGCCAUCCGCCAGCAGGACACCCAUUCCGCCAUAG
Oncorhynchus keta (chum salmon) is the source of this 609-nucleotide messenger RNA. Its product is annotated as acyl-CoA synthetase short-chain family member 3, mitochondrial-like. The transcript has 5 exons. The record is from RefSeq and is a predicted model, not a curated record. Bases 1 to 609 code for a protein of 202 amino acids. NCBI's taxonomy places the organism in Eukaryota, Metazoa, Chordata, Actinopteri, Salmoniformes, Salmonidae.